CACAUAUAACCCGAAUAUAAAACAGAUCGAGAGAUGGCAAUCAAAAAGCAAGUGAUGGAAGGAGAGGAGCCAGUCAGUCCAUUUGCACAGCUGUUCAGCUUGCCGGGUCUCGACGUCUUCAACAUUGUAACCAUUGGAUGCAAAACCGAAGGCGAUCCAUCAACCGUUGUUGAAGGAUUAAAGAACACAUUGAUUAACCAUCCACGCUUCUCUAGCAUACUGGUGACGGGUCAUGGUGAGCGCAAAGGAAAAGCUAGAUGGAUUCCAACCAAAGUAAACGUGGAAGAGCACGUAAUUGUUCCGGAAAUAGAUCCCAACAUUGAGAAUCCUGAUGAAUUUCUAGAGGAUUAUACAUCAAACAUGGCUCUUUCUCCGAUGGAUAUGUCCAAGCCUUUAUGGGAGUUUCACCUGUUGAAACUUAAGACAUCAAAUGCGGAAUCUAUCGCUAUUGCUAGGUUCCAUCAUUCUUUGGGCGAUGGGAUGUCUCUUAUGUCUCUUUUACUUGCUUGUACUCGAAAAACAUGUGAUCCCGAGGCAUUGCCUACUUUUGUGGCUCCGAAAAAAAGCAAAGCUAAGAAUGCUUGUUGGUCGUUGGUUGCUUGGUUAUGGUUCAUUUUAAGACUAAUGUUCCAUACUUGUAUUGAAGUUAUCAAGGCUAUGGUUAUUAUAUGUUUCGCAGGGGACACCACAGCUUAUCUAAUGGGUAAACCAGGAGUUACACUUAGCACCAAUAAGUUUAUUCAUCGGAUCAUUAGUUUGGAUGAGGUCAAAAACGUGAAGAACGCCUUGAAUAUGACGGUAAAUGAUGUUCUUUUUGGGAUGGUACAAGCGGGUCUUUCACGAUAUUUGAAUCAAAGAUAUGAUCUUGAAACAACUUUAAAGACAAGAAAAACUAUUUAUGGUGUUGUUUUUUUCAACCUCAGGCCAAAUAAAGAUAUCGAGGAUUUGGCUAAUAUGAUGGCAAAAGGUUCUAAGUGCAGAUGGGGAAACUCAAUAGGUUAUGUUCUGAUUCCUUUGUGGAUGAAGUCAGAGGAUGAUAUUCUUGAAUAUGUUCGACAGGCUAAAACUACUAUGGAUCGUAAAAAACUUUCCCUAGAACCUCUAUUUUCCUUUGGAUUGCUCAAAUUGACCAUGGAGGUUUUUGGACUUACAGCACUCAAAAACCUUGUAAAGAGGAUAUUUGGUAGCACAACAGUGGUAUUCUCAAAUGUGGUUGGUCCUGUCGAAGAAAUUAGUUUUUUUGGCCAUCAAAUAUCUUACAUUGCUGCAAGUACCUUUGGUAUCCCACAGGCGCUCGUUAUCAGUAUUCAGAGCUAUGUGGACAAACUUAUAAUCAACAUUAAUGUUGAUCUCGACGUGAUUCCAGACCCGCAUCACCUUUGUGAUCUCAUCAUCGAAGCUCUCGGCAUGAUGAGUUCUGCUGCUCCAAAAAAGUUGUUUCAUCCUUCAAAGGUUUAAACAAAAUAUUUUAAAUAUAUAUAUAUAUAUAUGGAAAAUGAAGAACCCUUAUUUACAUGUAUAAUCAAAUAUUCAAUUGAGCCAUGUAAUUAUUUUCAAUACUUUGUCUACUUAUAGCUCAUCCUGA
Eutrema salsugineum is the source of this 1585-nucleotide messenger RNA. Its product is annotated as O-acyltransferase WSD1. The coding region runs from base 34 to 1458 and encodes 474 amino acids. Gene Ontology annotation, cellular component: plasma membrane. The record is from RefSeq and is a predicted model, not a curated record. Gene Ontology annotation, molecular function: long-chain-alcohol O-fatty-acyltransferase activity; diacylglycerol O-acyltransferase activity. Lineage: Eukaryota; Viridiplantae; Streptophyta; Magnoliopsida; Brassicales; Brassicaceae. Gene Ontology annotation, biological process: triglyceride biosynthetic process. The transcript has 7 exons.